AAUUAAUUGCCUUCGCUGCACAACAAAGAGUACCUGCAGCUCCAAGUGGGGUGAUAUCCGAGAGCUCAGACAGAAAAUCCCCUCAAGGCAGACGGGACAACAAUGCGACGCAAUGCGCGACCGCAGCAUCACAAUCUGGAGGACGUGGAUCCCGACGACGUGGAGGACAUCUUCGCCCGUCCUGCCUACGACGACGAUGAGUUUGUCGACCUGCUGCCACUGGCCCGGAGACCCAACGGCCAUGCCAGGCUGGGGCGCUUCGAAAACACGCUGGAGGUGAAAGUCCAAGAGGGCGACACCCUGCAGGCGCUGGCCCUGCGCUUUCACUGCUCCGUGGCGGACAUCAAGCGGCUGAACAAGAUCGACCGCGAGAACGAGAUACACGCGCAUCGCGUCAUCCGAAUUCCGGUCACAGUGCACAACGUUCUGCUGGGCAACGGCGGUCCCGACGCCCUACCCGCCGUUCACAAAAGUGGCAACAACAGUCCCAGGCACAAUCUCGAGAGGGAACCAGCUCCUGAACGCAAUCCUCUGGAGGAUGCGCGCCAAAUGCUGGACGAGCGCCUUCUGGUCGCAGCGGUUAACGCUUCCGGAGCUAUUGACGAUCAGCCGUCGACGAGUAGGGCAGCCAGGCAAUUCUACGAGGGAGCACAGGGUUCCCCCAACGACGAAGCCAAUAUGGAGCAGCCGUUCGAGGAAACUGUGGGCCUACUGGUGGACAGACAUGCUCCCUUGGUGCGUCCCAUCCCAGGACCCUCGCUGAGUGCCAUCGACUGGUCCGGGUCCGACUGCGACUUGUCCUGGAUCUGCCUGCUGAUCUUCAUACUCGCCCUGUGCGUCGUCAUACCGCUGGUGUACGUCAUCUACCUGGCGGAGCAUCCGCACAAUCACAAUCACAGCGCCCAGUAGCUAGGUGGCCGGCUCCCCAUGGUUAAUGCCUACGAAGUGAUCAUCAUUCCAAAUGUACCGGCAACUCCUCAACCUCUCACUCUCUCACACUCUUCAGCUCAGUCUGUGGCGCAUUUAAAAUGCAGUUCGGACGAUGGAAUUUAUUUUUAUAUCUAAAGGUAGACUUUUAUAAACGGACUAUUGUCGAAAUAAUAAUAACUCUUUGCACUGUACUCUGUACUACUCUAAAGAACUGCGAUUCGGGUGCUUCCGCAUAGCAUAGGAAAUGUUUAAG
Molecule: messenger RNA, 1183 nt
Organism: Drosophila kikkawai
Lineage: Eukaryota; Metazoa; Arthropoda; Insecta; Diptera; Drosophilidae
Product: lysM and putative peptidoglycan-binding domain-containing protein 4
Source: RefSeq, a predicted model, not a curated record